Molecule: messenger RNA, 1622 nt
Organism: Ipomoea nil (Japanese morning glory)
Lineage: Eukaryota; Viridiplantae; Streptophyta; Magnoliopsida; Solanales; Convolvulaceae
Product: protein NtpR-like
Exons: 3
Coding region: 205-1494 (429 amino acids)
Cellular component (GO): cytosol
Molecular function (GO): hydrolase activity, acting on carbon-nitrogen (but not peptide) bonds, in linear amides
Source: RefSeq, a predicted model, not a curated record
CCACGUAUCUAUAUAACAGCCUAGGGUUUCCAUAUUCCAUCGAGGAAACAAUCUAACGUUGUAAAUUUUAAUUAAAAAUCUGGGUGUGUAAUUUAGAUACUAAUUAAGGGGAUUAAGUGUGAUUUUUGGGCUUGCUUUAGUUUUUCACUUUUAUUUCUGGAAGUGAAUUGUGAAAGGGGAAGAUUUUCUUGAUCGAGCUCAGCCAUGGCGCCUGCAGAUCUCUCCACCAUUCUCCCUAGGGUUCUCAUCGUCUCUCGUCGUACCGUUCGCAAGAACAAGUUCGUUGAUUUCGUCGGAGAGUACCAUCUAGAUCUGAUAGUGAGCUAUGGAGCAGUGCCGGUGAUAGUCCCACGAGUGAGUGGAGUCCACAUGCUACUAGAGAGCUUCGAGCCCAUCCAUGGAGUUCUUCUCUGCGAGGGAGAAGACAUUGACCCGUCCCUCUACGAUUCAGAGUUAUCAGGCUUUACACCCGAAGAGCUACAAGAAAUCAAGAACCUACACGCAAGCGACACAGCCAUCGAUCGCGAAAAGGAUUCAAUAGAACUCAGCCUAGCAAAACUAUGUCUUGAGAGGAACAUUCCCUAUUUGGGGAUAUGCAGAGGGUCACAAAUCCUCAAUGUGGCUUGUGGAGGCACCCUUUAUCAGGACAUAGAGAAAGAGCUCUCCAAAAACUGCCCAGAGAAACAAAAAGUUGUGCAUAUGAACUAUGAGGACUAUGAUGGGCAUAGGCAUGUUGUUAAGGUCGUGGAGAACACACCAUUGCAUGAAUGGUUCAAGGAUUCUUUGGAAGAAGAUGAUGAUGAGAAGAUGGAGAUUAUGGUCAAUAGCUAUCACCACCAAGGUGUGAAAAAAUUGGCUCAGAGAUUUGUCCCAAUGGCCUUUGCUCCUGAUGGGUUGAUAGAAGGGUUUUAUGAUCCAGAUGCUUAUAAUCCAGAUGAGGGUAAGUUCAUUAUGGGACUGCAAUUCCAUCCUGAACGAAUGCGUGCCCAUGAUUUGGGUAGCUUUGAUUACCCAGGAUGUUCAAUGGCAUAUCAGGAAUUUGUGAAGGCUGUAAGAGCAUACGAGAAGAAGCUGAGUGGCUCGAGAAGAGUGGAAAAGGAUAUAAAGCUUAACAAUGAGCUAGAGAGCAAGAGAAAGAGCAUUGUGAGGAGUUUCUCGAUUGCAAAGGACAUGUACAGCACAGGAAGAGGUAACAACGACGAGGUUUCAGUCCAGGAAUCUGAGCUUCGAGCAGGCGCAGAAUUCCUGGAGGAAAACACGGCGCUUAGCUUGCAGCAAGAGAAGAGGCUGAAGCAGAUGGGAGCAACAGUGAGGAAUGGGUCAGUGUACAUUGAGAGGUUGAAGAUGACAGAAGAGAGGGAGAAGCUGGCAAAGACUGUGAUCGGGAAAAUGUCGAUAGAACAGCUAUCAGACAUGGUGGGGUUUUAUCGUAAGAUGGGGCAGCUGUGUUCAGAGGCUAUGGAGAAGAAGCUCAGGAUUCAUCAUGAAAGCUGAUCGACCAACACAUGAUGAGUUAACCUUAUUCUCUACAAAACUUGAAUAUGUAUAUUUCAAGAUAUGAAUUGUAGCGCAUUGCCGCCUAUAUAUAUAUUUGCAAUUUCUGGUUCCUCUGGUUGGCAAGU